GCCUGGCUCUGGCUGACUGUCAAGAAAGAAGACUCCCAUCUCCUCUUCUUCUGGAUACAAUGUCUCCGCUCCAGAAAGGCUGAUGAGUCUGUCUUAAGCCAAUUUCCAACAUGGAUGGUGCACCUGAGCCGGUCUGAAACACUUGAACCGUUCGUAAUUUUUACACUGCUCUCACGCUGGAUGACAGGAGAUGGGACGCUGCGGCCCUGCACCACACCAUGAGUAUCCAGAGUCUGGGAGGAGCCAUAGGGGAUUCCCUGGGCUCUAGCCUGACGGUGCGUAUGAGCGGAGCAGGCGGAGGGUGGAGUGCUCUCCCUCUGAAACCUGUUUCCACUGGACGGAUCACCUCUCUAUUCCAGACCAUGGUCCCCACAGGUUACACCAAGCUGCAGGAGGAGCGGCUGGCCAUGGUGGACGUCGGAGCCAAACCAGAGGCCGUCUCGCAGAACGGCUACAGACAGGAGACGUCACACACAGAGGGCCGGCGGCUCAUGGACCGGGCCUCUCGCUCCUCCGUGACUUUGUCUGACUGCGGAGAUGGAGGCUACUCUGAAACGGAGCCCAUGCUGGCUGAGAGGACGCUCUCCGCUGAGGAGGCAGGUGAGGAGGAGGAGGAAGAGGACGAGGAGGAAAGGCCGAGAUCGACUGUGCAGAACAUGCCAAAGGAGUCGCCGCUGGCCAUGGCGCUGCAGAUCUUGCUGCCUUUCUUGCUGGCCGGAUUUGGAACUGUAUCAGCUGGAAUGGUGCUGGAUAUUGUGCAGCACUGGGAGGCGUUCCAGUACAUCACCGAGAUCUUCAUCCUGGUCCCUGCUCUGCUCGGCCUCAAGGGGAACCUGGAGAUGACCCUGGCCUCCAGGCUGUCCACAGCGGUGAAUGUGGGCAAGAUGGAUUCUCCCAUAGAGAAGUGGAAUCUAAUCAUAGGCAACCUGGCCCUGAAGCAGGUCCAGGCCACGGUGGUGGGCUUCUUGGCCGCCGUAGCAGCCGUGGUUCUCGGCUGGAUCCCGGAAGGGAAGUUCCAGAUGAGCCACGCUGUGCUGCUCUGCUCCAGCAGCGUGGCCACGGCCUUUAUAGCCUCCAUGCUGCAGGGUUUCAUCAUGGUGGGUGUAAUUGUGGGUUCGAAGAAGACGGGCAUCAACCCAGACAACGUAGCCACACCCAUCGCCGCCAGUUUUGGUGACCUCAUAACCCUGGCGAUCCUGGCCUGGAUAAGCCAGGGCCUCUACAAGUGCCUGGAUACUUACCCGUACGUGUCGUCACUGGUGUGCGCCUUCUUCAUGUGUCUGACUCCUCUGUGGAUCGUCAUCUCCUCCAAGCACCCGGCCAGCCGCACCCUGCUCUACUCCGGAUGGGAGCCAGUCAUCACUGCCAUGGUCAUCAGCAGCAUCGGAGGGCUCAUCCUGGACAAAACAGUGUCUGACCCAAAUCUGGCCGGCAUCGUAGUGUACACACCGGUUAUCAACGGUAUCGGGGGCAACCUGGUGGCUAUUCAGGCCAGCAGGAUCUCCACCCACCUGCAUUUCCACUGUGCUCCGGGGGAGGUUCCCGACGAGGCCAAGGGCUGCUACUACCCCUGCCGCACGUUCUGGGGUUCAGGAGCCAACCAUCGCUCCGCUCAGGUGCUGAUCCUUUUGGUGAUCCCUGGUCACCUGAUCUUCCUCUACACCAUCCACCUGAUGAAGAGCGGACACACCACCCUGACCCCCAUCUUUAUGUCCGUCUACCUGGCUGCUGCCAUGCUGCAGGUGUUGCUGUUGUUGUGUAUAUCAGACUGGAUGGUGCACUCCAUGUGGCGGAGUGGCAAAGAUCCGGACAGUUUUUCCAUCCCUUACCUGACGGCUCUGGGCGACCUGUUGGGCACCGCCCUGCUGGCGCUCAGCUUCCACUUCCUGUGGGUCAUAGGAGACCAGGACAGCGAUGUGGGCGACUGAGGCGGGCCACCUUUGACAACAAGGCAUCGAUGGUGGCAGAAAGAAAAGCCCAGCCUCUGCCACCCGACUAUUCAAUCCCUUAAGCCUUGUGGGAACGUGGGUGCUCUCUGCCACUGGCCAGCACAUUCCUCUGCUUCACCUCACUUCAACCACAUGAUGGUUUUGAGAACUAUUUUCUGCCCUUGGUUUUUUUUUUUCGACAUACAAAAGACAUUAUAUUCCAAAAAUUUAGACUGUUCUCAGCACAGAUUUUGAUCUGCAUAGUUUGCACCAGAGCACUUGCAUAUUUUAUUGCCAGUCUUGCUAAGAGGAGCAGAAAAACCUCCCCCACAGCAUUGCCGCUGCUGGCAAGGUGGUUAACUCUGCCAGCCAAGCAUUGGUUGGAGGUCUUCUGCUUCAAAAAAUCUCUUUUGUCGGUCUAUAUUUUGGGGAUUUACCACCCACCGUGUCACAAACUCCAUUACCUGCCUUGUGUGUUACGGCUUUGCAACAUCAAGUCAGUGGAGGGACACAUAGACGACUACGGUGGAGGUUUAUCCAAGAUCAAGUGAACAAACGCUUUGAGCCCAUGUUAGCAGGUCUACCAGCACCAGGGUUAGGAGGGAAAAGCAUACAUUUGUUCGUUUAUCCCCUUUUUUAUGUGUCUGUUUUUCCCAGUAUCCAAAUCUGCUCUUUCCGUACACAACAGUUCUAUUUUCCCUUUUUCAGUAUUUUUAGUUCCUCCACACUGUUCCCUGCAAGGCUAAGGCUGGAACAUUGCUCCCGGCUGCACAUAAUCCAACAUGCACGAAGCAUUUCUGCGACUGAAUUUAUGUUUUAUACGUACAGAAGGAAACUUUUUUUUUUUCCUCAUUUGUUUUUUCAAACCUUCCUCCUGACUGGAUGUUGGAUUAGGGGUUCCCAACUUUUUUGGUAGACCAGCAAGUAAAUCAAGUCCAUUCUCACAGACCAAUUCUAUAGCGCUUUAUUCUGAAUUUAAAUAUUUUCUAUCAAGAUUCAGUGCGCUGAAUGAUGCUAACAUAGGGACAUGGACGAAAUUACAAAAAAUGCAAUAAAUUGAUAAUGUUAAAAGUCAUUAAGUUAAAGUUCGAAAGUUCCUGGCCCGCCAGCCAACACUGCAUGUUACCAAGUUGUUCAGAAUUGACCCUUCACUAAACCCCUCCCCCUGAACAGUGAUUGUCCAAUCAUUUCUUAGCAACUGUAACUGGGCAUGUCAGGUCUGUACAGCCAAUCUUUGGAUUCCUCCAGUGGUGUGCACGGUUGCUUACAUGGUAUAGAAAAAGUUUGGAUAAAGGUUUCUUCAAUUACCAUUCCUAAACAAAUCCCAUAAGAGCGUAAGGAAUGGAUUUCACAUUGUUUUUCUCUGCUAUAAUGCUAGCUGCAAUCGUUAGCAUGCUCGGCUAACUAGCUUACUACCUACAGUAAUAACAGAGCAUUACCUCCAGGGCUCAGAGUCAGGGUUUUAUGACUUACAGUAGUAGCACAUUACUCUGAGAAGUUAACGGUAACGUUAAAAUGCCCCGUUCACGACUAGCACAUCCACUGUGUAGUUGAUAUUUACUGGAGUUGAUCAAGUUUAGAGUCCAGAAACCCCGGCAAUGUUUCAGGGUUAUGUUAGAAUGAAAUAGUAGUCUGAUCUCCUUUUAUCAUACAAACUAACUAGCGUAUUUACUUAUUUAGUGUUGCGUGUCUUUUAUGCCAGUUGAAGGCUAGCUUCAGUGUUACUCAAGUGCUCUUUGGCGUAUGUCGUUAAUUGGAACUGACUAACUAGGAGAAGUUUAUCCUCUACUUCGUAGACGCAGUGGAACAGGAAUUUGGUAGGAGAGAGUCGUUGAGCGCCGGAAUAAGUUAAGGAAAGUUCGACUUUGAUGUGUAGCGCGUUGCAACCAUCAUGUCGCACAAAGUGUCGGACAUCAGUUUGUAGCUUCGUGUUGCCGGCUUCCAUUGAAAAUGACUUGGAGCCUGUAGCUUUGUCUCUCGUCGUGGGAACACAGCAUUAGCCUCAGUCUUUAAGCAUUAUAUCAUGUAUGUACUACAGCCAUCAUUUGAUCAGAUAAAGACAGCGCUUUCAACCAACUCAUGAAUUUACCAUGAGCUUAAUUAGCUUAGCUAGCUAGCUAUCUACAGCCCAGCAGCAGUUGUCAUUGAAUGUCAUUCAGCAAAAUAGGUGAAAGAAACUAAGAGGAACGGGGCUUAGUGAAUGGGCAAUUAUUGCUUUAUGUCAACCAAUCCACAGAUACAGUUACUUUAUGUUUAUCUUUGCAUCUCUCAGCCUUAGCCUCCUGAUAUUAUGUAAAUGAUAACAGCACUUCUCUGAAUCAUGCAAAAUCUAACCAUGAAAUCUUCUGUAUAUGGCGUCAACCUCCUGUGAUCCCUCUGUUUCAUGUCCUUUGUUUGUUUGUUUGCCCUGUCAGUCAUGCACACAGAGUGGAAACUUUAGCGCCUGUAAAGCGGGAAAUAAACUAAACAUUCCACAGCGGGUGUUCACACGCUAACCACACGCUGUUUACAGUGCACGUAUGCAUAGUAUCUACAUGCAUGCACACAACUAAUCAGCCGUUUUCAUGUCAGCGUAGGCUGAUUUUCUUAUCAUUUCUGAUUCAUGUAAUCGGUCGAAACAUAACCCGAUUAAACACCAGAUUUUGUUCACUUUUUUGGAAUUAUGUUUUUAAAAGGUAAAUCGGUCCAGAUGAAGCCUCCUGAUUACUUAAUUAGUCUCUCUGAUUCCAGGAGAAAUUACAACUUUCUUACUUAAAGAUGAACUAAAUCAAACCUCCUCCUUAAUCUCAGCAGCAUAUUGUGUGCACCUGAACGUUAGCUCUGAUCAACUCCAAUAUGUGCCUCUUGAGAUUCACUGGUUAACAAGGUAUUUCUCUCCUUCACGCCAUUAAUGCAAUUUUCUUUCUACAGCAUUAUAAUACUGCUCUAUGAAUUCCUUUUGUACUCACUUUCAGUUCUAGGACGAUGACUAUUGUAUUUUUGAGGAGUUUCAUUAUAGAGGGGUUUCAUUUUAAUUGCUGGCAUGAAACUACUUCUUGGGAAAAGUUGUCAGAAUCUAGAGGGUGACGUAAAUUUGCUAUGAAACCCUUUAUUUCUGUUUGUGGCUCAUGUGGGCCAAAACCGUCUAAAUAAAUGUCUUUCGAC
Molecule: messenger RNA, 5072 nt
Organism: Anoplopoma fimbria (sablefish)
Lineage: Eukaryota; Metazoa; Chordata; Actinopteri; Perciformes; Anoplopomatidae
Gene: slc41a2b
Product: solute carrier family 41 member 2b
Exons: 11
Coding region: 219-1928 (569 amino acids)
Biological process (GO): monoatomic cation transport
Cellular component (GO): plasma membrane
Molecular function (GO): monoatomic cation transmembrane transporter activity
Source: RefSeq, a predicted model, not a curated record